Fukomys damarensis (Damara mole-rat) is the source of this 1111-nucleotide messenger RNA. RefSeq names its product pre-mRNA-splicing regulator WTAP-like. The coding region runs from base 291 to 830 and encodes 179 amino acids. The transcript has a single exon. The record is from RefSeq and is a predicted model, not a curated record. NCBI's taxonomy places the organism in Eukaryota, Metazoa, Chordata, Mammalia, Rodentia, Bathyergidae.
GAUCCUGCCUCAGCCUCCCAAGUGCUGGGAUUACAGGUGUGUGCCACUAGGUCCAUCUUUGAAUCAAUUUUAAGUCUUUUCAAGUUGAUGUUGAAGCAUCUGAACCCCCCAAAAAAAACUCAUUCCUAAAUGACUUAAAAUUCCAAGUAAAAACUUAAAAUAUAUUAUUGUGGUUUUAGAAUUGUACUUGUUCACUUAGGAAGCAUUAACAACAUAUUAAAGUAGAUUUGACUCUCCUUUGCACAGAACUGAAUGACUUCAUCAUUCAACUUGAUGAAGAAGUAGAGGGUAUGCAGAGCACCAUUUUAGUUCUUCAGCAGCAACUGAAGGAGACUCGCCAGCAGUUGGCUCAGUACCAACAGCAGCAGUCUCAAGUCUCGGCCCCAAGCACCAGCAGGACUACAUCUUCUGAACCUGUAGAACAGGCGGAGGCCACAAGUAAAGACUGCAGUCGUCUGGCAAAUGGACCAAGUAAUGGCAGCUCCUCCCGUCAGAGGACGUCUGGGUCUGGAUUUCACAGGGAGGGGAACACAACUGAGGAUGGCUUUCCUUCUUCUCCAGGGAAUGGUAAUAAGGCCUCCAACAGCUCAGAGGAGAGAACUGGCAGAGGAGGUAGUGGUUACGUAAACCAACUCAGUGUGGGGUAUGAAAGUGUAGACUCUCCCACGGGCAGUGAAAACUCUCUCACACACCACUCAAAUGACACAGACUCCAAUCAUGACCCUCAAGAGGAGAAAGCAGUGAGUGGGAAAGGUAACCGAACUGUGGGUUCCCGCCAUGUUCAGAAUGGCUUGGACUCGAGUGUAAAUGUACAGGGCUCAGUUUUGUAAUAUUUUUCCAGCAAAUUUUUAUACAGUGUCAUUUAAUUUGGGAGAAGAUACUGUCCAGAAAAUUAAUGCAUACUUUUGUCACAACUUGCCUUUCUGUGGGUGUGUUUUUGUUUUGUUUUGUUUUUGGGGUUUUUUUUUUGUUUGUUUUUUUGCUUCAGUACCUCUGCCACAUUGGAAAUUGUACCAGUUAAUUUCUUUGAAUGUUGCUAAAAGGACAUUUUGUGUAGGGUCAAGUUAUUUUUAUAUGAGUUAAUGUGAAGUUGUAAAUGGAAAUCUUUCCU